GAGAGAGAGAGACAGAGAGAGAGAGAGAGAGAGAGAGAGAGAUGGGGGAAGAAUAACUACAGGAACCGACAUUUGGAGAAGUAUGCACGUUCACACUUAGACGUUCUGACAGAGGCUGCUGACAAAACACUCUGGUAAAAAGCUCUCAGAAAUGGACUACACUCUUCAAGGAGCUGCAGCAGACAGCAAGCCCCCUGCCCUGCCCAUCAAACAGCGAAGGAGUCACUCCAGUACAAGUUCUGCUCCAGACCUACAGCUGGAAGGGAUCUCAAACCUACAUGGCUCUUCUCCUCUUCCAUCCCCUUUAACUGAUGUGUUUGCUGCGCCCGCUGACUGCAAUGCCGCACAGUGUCCGAUUCAUCACCACUUUGGACAAUCAGGAUUUCACCUGGGAAGAUUCUUCUCAGACCAGACCCCUCCUCCGAUCCCCAAGAAGAGGCUGGCAAGGACCUAUUCGUUGCCUGCAGACAAUCUGUUCAAACCCGCCCCUCCAUUCCUGAGCCACCAGCUCUGCAGAAAUCCAGGACAAGAUAAGAAAGAGGAAAACCUCAAGUUCCAGUUAACUUUUGAUACCCCUGACCAGCAUCUUCCAGGCUUCUUUAGUGGCUUCUGUCACCAGGAGCAAGUUUACACAGUCAUCCAAUAUCGCUACCUUCAGUUCAUGAGGAGCACUGUGAAGCACCUGGAGGCCCAGGUCCUCCUAGAAGAAGAGGAGGUAGAACGAGUGAGGACACUCCGGCCGCAGGACUUUGUGCUAUGUGAGGAAGUGCAGUCGGAAAAGACAGAGGAAGAUAUUUUCUUCAUGGUGAACGCCCCUAAAGUCCCGGAAGGCGUUUUCUCUGCUAAGAUAAACAGAAAAGAUGCCAUAUUAACAUGCUCAAUGUCCCAACCACAUCACAUCAACAUUGAAGAGACUGUGGCCCAUUUCUCACCAUGCAUGGACCUGGAAAAACAGCUCUCAGAAUCGCUGACUGCAGCUGAAGCAUCCGAAUCAUCACACGAGGGCAGUGCUGAGUCGUGGCAGGAACCUAACACCAUCAGCAAGAGGCACACAGUCUUAUCUUUUUUGGAAAGAGGCCUAGCAGUGACUAUUGUGAGGGAUUUUCCUUGGGGAACGCUGGAGGACUUUAUCCAAGAGGGAAUUUCUUUGCAGCCUGAAGAAUACGAGAGGCGGCUCUGCCUGCUGAUUCUCCAGCUGGCUCUGGGCCUGCAGCAUCUAGAAAGUCACAAUGUCAAGCAUGCAGAGCUGAGGCCACAGAACGUCAUGCUGGUAUGGGUGCAUGCCAAGAACAAGAGGUCAAUGGGGAAAGCUGAAACCGUAGGAGAUCUAAAGGAACAGAAGAAAAAUACCCAUCGAAUAAACAUUGCUACAGAUCAAUCGGAGUGGGAAAGUACAGUUCCAGAUACCCCACAAGAAAACAGAGGCAGGAAAAGGCUUCAAAUAUUAUGGAGAAAGUGGGGGGCUCCUCGCGUUGUGAUUACCCCCAGCAGUGGCCGAGCACUGUCUUCUCAAGAAGUACCAACGAAUGGGCUCCAACUGGGAGUUCUGCUGAAGCACUGUCUACAUGAGUAUACAGAUGUACAUAAAAAUACUCCGUACACAUCUGGUCUGCUUCACCUGAUCAAUCGUCUAACUAGGGAGAACCCUGAGCUUCAGAUGUCUGAAAUAGCAGGUGUACUCCAAGCCCUACUGUGGGGCCCCAGGGCUGGGCUCUUUGAGAGGAACCAACCAAACACAACAGUGCUUCAUAACUGGCUGAUGGUAAAGCGCUCACUGCUGGUAUUGAAGCUAGCUGAGAAAGGACUCUUCUCAAAUCAGUCUGGUUUAGACUGGGAGAACUAUUUCUGCCUGCAUUAUCUCUCGUUUGCUGAUCCAGAGACUGUACUUAAGACAACAGCACAGCUGGGCCUCUAUAACAAUGUGCGGCUUGUUUGAGAGGAAGCCCUGAAAUGUUAUAUAUUUUUGUAAGGAACACAGUCCAAAAGCACUCAAAGGAGCACUCAGAAGAGUAGAUAGUAGUGGUCAGAAAAUAUUGUUUGCAGGCCAUUUCACCUCAGAAAUGUUAACACUUGGUGGGAACUGUGACACCAGCAACUGAGAAUUUGUAAUAAUAUUAUAUAUAUAUAUAUAUAGUGCUUUUACAUAACCCAUAUUCUACCUAAUUCAUGUCUACAAUCGUGUAAAUACUGCACGUCAUCACUGUACUCAAAUCACAUUUUAACUUUUUCACGCAUUCCGAAUUUCUAAGUUUGAAGCCACACAUGUCAAAUGGAACACUCACACAAGUCAUAAUUCCUACUAGUGAAGUUGCAAAGAAUGUCCAACCCUGAUUUUACAAUCUAAGAUGGCAGCACUGCACAUCAAGAUUAGUAGAAGCUUUAGUAUUAUACACAUUUUUGGUUGUCUUAUCUAAUUGUGUUCUUAAAAUACUGAAUAAUGCUAUGUUAUCAACUGGCUCUAACAAUGCUAACUUGAGAUGCUUGCCAACCUGAGAUGUUAAAAUUAGUACAUAUUUUGGUUAAAUUUAUCAUAAAAUAUUGGAAACUUAUUGUCAGAUUAGUUGUUAUAAGCUCAAAUGUCCUCACCCAGAUAGCGAAAGCAAAAGCAUUGAUCUCUGACGUCCGAAUUGAUUUAUUUGUGCACAUCGACUUUCCAUAUAUUGAACAUUUUUUGGCUUUAUAUGUAUUGUUUGUAUUAAAAUGUACUUAUGUUACAAAUGUA
Molecule: messenger RNA, 2722 nt
Organism: Astyanax mexicanus (Mexican tetra)
Lineage: Eukaryota; Metazoa; Chordata; Actinopteri; Characiformes; Acestrorhamphidae
Gene: peak3
Product: PEAK family member 3
Exons: 4
Coding region: 152-1936 (594 amino acids)
Biological process (GO): protein phosphorylation
Cellular component (GO): focal adhesion; actin cytoskeleton
Molecular function (GO): protein kinase activity; ATP binding
Source: RefSeq, a predicted model, not a curated record